Molecule: messenger RNA, 1225 nt
Organism: Hyaena hyaena (striped hyena)
Lineage: Eukaryota; Metazoa; Chordata; Mammalia; Carnivora; Hyaenidae
Product: plexin domain-containing protein 2-like
Exons: 4
Coding region: 677-1225 (182 amino acids)
Source: RefSeq, a predicted model, not a curated record
UUAGACUGCUGCAGCCUGAGUCUUCACUGGGCUCAGCUCUUUAGAGCUGCCCAUCCCUCCGGCUGCGAGAAAGGACGCGCGCCCUGCGUCGGGCGAAGAAAAGAAGAAAAACUUGUCGGAGGGGUUUCGCCAGCCCACAUUAACCCCCUUCCCGCAAACCCAAACCUCCCGCCAAGGGCCAUCCCAACACUGGGGAAAGUUCCUUGCGAGCCGACAGCCCUCUUGGAUUUGGAGGAGGCAGCCGCGCUGGCUGUGGAAUUAGGUCUGUUUUGAACCCAGCGGAGCGCAUCGCGGGGGCUCGGAAGCCCCAGUCUGCGGGCGCCCGGGGGGCGCUGCCCGUACGGAGCCGAGAGUUCACGAGCCCCGGCUGCAAGUGGCCCUUCCUCCCCGCCGCCGGCGUCCUGUGUCUGGGGCGAGGGCUUCCAGUGUUGUGGCAAGUUGCGAAGAGAGACUCGGAGGUCCGGAGAGGACUGCACUCCCCCGGCUCUCCCUUCCUCUUCCCAGCUCCCGAGUGUGAAAUUCCCACCGAAAUUCACAAAGGCCUCCGGGUUCAGCCAGACCCGUCCGCCGCGCUUGGCCCCGGCGUCCCCAGCGUCCCGACUGCCACCCGGAGCCUCCAAGCACCCGGCGCCGGGGAAGGACUGUCGGGGAGGGGGCGGGGGGUCUCGGCGGCGGCAUGGCGAGGUUCCCGAGGGCAGACCUGGCCGCUGCAGGAGUUGUGUUACUUUGCCACUUUUUAAUGGACCGUUUUCAGUUCACUGAAGGGGAGCCUGGAAACCAAAUCAAUGAUUGGCAAUAUCAAGUCGCUCAGGUCUUCCCCCAAACAGAAAAGGAAGUUGAAGUGGACACGCAUGCAUUCAGUCACCGGGGGAAAAGGAGCGUGGAUUCUCUCAAGGCAGUAGACUCGAACCGAGCAAGCAUGGGCCAAGACUCUCCAGAGCCCAGAGGCUUCACGGACCUGCUACUGGAUGAUGGACAGGACAAUGCCACCCAGAUUGAGAGGAUCUCACGUAAUGUCAGUGGUUUUGAAUCAGUGGAAAAAGAGGAGGAGGAAGGAGAGUGCAGGCACAGAGAGCUAUGUGCUGGGACACUAGAACAAAAUGACCACAAACUGGCCAGCUUAAACAACAAGCAUUCAUUUCUCACAGUUCUGCAGCCUGCAACGUCCAAAAUCAAGCUUCUGGAAGGUUUGGUGUCUGAUGAGAGCCCACUUCCUGGUUCAUAG